AACAGGCAGCCCAGAGAGUCCCACAAGGGAGGGUUUUCAGGACACUCCAGAGGUUGACGGGUGCAGAAGGGAGGCGGGCGCUUUCCUAGAAGAGAAGUGGGUCAGGCCCAACUGAAAAGCAAGCCUGGCACCAGAAGGGGGACAUUCCGGAACUAGAUAUGAAGAGACUUUUCUGCCUGAAGCUCCCCGGACCCAAUUAGAUGUUGUACCCAGGCUGGUUACCCUGGUAACAGGCGUCGCGAUUUGUCAAGGAACUGAGAGAAGAGGCUUAAGAAAAUUAUUUACCACUCAUCAGUCAUGGAGACAUCCUCAAAGGGUCUGCUUACCCAAGUUACUCAAUUUUGGAACCUCCUAGAUGAUCUAGCUGAAAGUGACCCUGAGGGCUAUGAGAAGUUUAUUCAGCAGCAGCUGAAAGAAGGGAAACAGCUCUGUGCUGCCCCAGAACCACAGCUUUGUCUACAGACCAGGAUUUUGAAACCAAAAGAAAAAAUACUUUUUAUCAACCUGUGUCAGUGGACAAGGAUCCCAGCUCCCCAGUCAACCACUCAUCCAGUACCUCUAACUGUUGGCAAACCAGAAGAUACAACUGAGACAUCAGAUGCUUACACAGUCAUUGAUGUUGCCUACAAUCCUGAUGUUCUUCAGGCAGCAGAAAAGGACCAAGUGAAAAAAAAUCAGUUAAUUCAGAUGGCCAUGAAAUGCAUUGAGGAGAAAUUCCAGUUCACCCUCUCACAAUCUUACCAUAUUACCAAAUUUAGAAUAAAAGGAAGCAUUCAAAGAAUGAAACAAAAUCUGAUGGGAAUCCAAACUGAUUCCAUAGAUUUAAGAGAAAAAAUGAGAAGGGAACUAACUCUUGGACAGAUACGAAGCAGUACUAUGAGCAAUCCAGAUCACUUUCCUCGACUGUUACUGCCAAAAGACCAAGUUUCAGGCAAAGCAGUGUGUCUGAUAGAAGAGAUUUCCAGUACUGAAAUCCAGGUGGAGAUGAAGAUGCCAGCCUAUGAACUAAAAAUUGUGCAUGAUCACAAUGAGAAACCUCUGAAAAUUGAGUUGAAAGUUGAAUUACCUGGUAUUAAUUCUGUCUCUCUCUGUGACCUUAGUGUUUCUGAGGAUGAUUUAUUGAUUGAAGUAUCUGAGAAGUACAGAUUACAUCUGAAUCUUCCAAAACUUAUUGAUACUGAAAUGACCACAGCAAAAUUUAUCAAAGAAAAAUCCACGCUAAUCAUCACAAUGCCUUUGGUGUAAAAGAACAGCAUCAUAUGUUUUGGGUUUUCAGUGCUAAAGUCACGUGAAUUAAAGGACCUUCAUUUUGGCUAAA
This is a messenger RNA of Symphalangus syndactylus (siamang), 1318 nucleotides long. RefSeq names its product PIH1 domain containing 2 (gene PIH1D2). The record is from RefSeq and is a predicted model, not a curated record. Gene Ontology annotation, biological process: box C/D snoRNP assembly; rRNA processing. NCBI's taxonomy places the organism in Eukaryota, Metazoa, Chordata, Mammalia, Primates, Hylobatidae. Gene Ontology annotation, cellular component: ribonucleoprotein complex; R2TP complex; cytoplasm.